Messenger RNA from Hylaeus anthracinus, 1885 nucleotides. RefSeq names its product serine protease inhibitor 88Ea-like. The record is from RefSeq and is a predicted model, not a curated record. The transcript has 4 exons. NCBI's taxonomy places the organism in Eukaryota, Metazoa, Arthropoda, Insecta, Hymenoptera, Colletidae. Bases 244 to 1563 code for a protein of 439 amino acids. Gene Ontology annotation, molecular function: serine-type endopeptidase inhibitor activity.
UAUCGCAGAAUCAACAACGACUAGUUGUGCUCGGCCUGGAAAGGAUUUCGUGCUCGACGAGUAGACGCGACACCCGUCUCCACAGCGAAACAGUGGUGGGGAACCGGUCGCGGAGCCAGUUAUACUCGCCAGGGCAUCGCGACUCCGGCUUUUCCGUCGAGCACUCAGUUUAGCUUGGUUGCGAGCAAUAAACGGACGUUUUUUCGUGAUCGAGGAGAUAAGUUCUGCAGAUUUGGUUCGGACAUGGUUCUCCAACCGGCACUGUCGGUGCUACCCGUGCUGUUAUUGCUGGGAGGCGUUUCGACUCAAUGCCUCACAGGCAAUGACAGCCCCGCGAUGAUGAAUCCCUCUUCGAAGAAGGCGUUGACCGACGCCAGAUACAACUUCGCUCUCGACACCAUGAAGAAAGCUGCGGCGUUGGAGCAGCAGGGCAACAUUUUCUUCAGUCCUCACAGUAUUUACCAGGCACUGUCCUUGGCGUACUUUGGCGCUCGUGGCACCACAGAGGAGGCCUUGAGGAAGGCUUUGAAUAUCCCCCAUGAUCUGUCCAAGGUCGACAUGCAACGAUAUUACAGCUUCGAGAAAUCCCUCGGACAACUCAGCUCUCAGAAAAACGAGACACCCGACUACGAGCUCGCGUCGGCCAACCGUUUGUGGAUAACGGACAAACGUAAAGUCAGGGAGUGCAUGCUGGACUUCUUCGGCGAUCAGUUGGAGAAGACCGAUUUCCAGACGGAUCCAAACGGUGUACGCGAGCGCAUCAACGACUGGGUCAGCAACAUGACGAAGGGAAACAUUCGCGACAUUCUUCCUCCCAACAGUAUACAGGAACACACCGAUCUGGUAUUGGCGAACGCUGUCUACUUCAAGGGCUUCUGGCAGAGCCAGUUCGACCCAGCCGAAUCGAAGAAGGACCUUUUCUAUAGUUCAGCUUCCCAAAAUUCGAUGGUCACGUUCAUGCACCAGAAGGGAGUCUUCAAUUAUAUGAUCUCCGAGACGCUGGGCGCGCACAUAUUGGAGCUUCCGUACAAGGGCGAUGAUAUAUCCAUGGUCGUGAUGCUUCCACCGUUCGCAACCGCGAGGGCCGUAAAUGGUGCCGACGGCGACGGCAUGCGUCAGCUGAUCGAGCGUAUGUCCACAGCGGAUGGCGCAUCCGAGCUUCGCGAGAUCCUGAGCAACGGUAUGGACCCGCGCGAGGUCGAGAUCUACCUGCCGCGAUUCGAGAUCGAGAUGGAUCUUCCAAUGGGACCGUUUCUUCGAGCCCUCGGCGUAGGGGAGCUGAUGAUCCCCGGCGCCUCCGAUCUGCGAGGAUUCCUCCAGGACGGAGAGAGCCCGCUCCACUUGGGCGACGCGGUGCACCGUGCCCGCAUCGAAGUCACCGAGGAGGGCACAACCGCGGCCGCUGCUACAGCUCUCUUCACGUUCCGUUCUGGAAGACCGCUCCAGCUGGCCGUUUUCAACGCCAAUCAUCCGUUCAUGUACUUCAUUUACAACAAAUCGAUGAAGACACUCCUCUUCAACGGAAUCUAUCGCGUGCCUCCUCCUCCAAAGUCGCAGGCUUAAGACGAUCUGCUGCGUGACUUUCGUCGUUGUUCCUCGCUUGUCCUCGGUGUGCUUGAAACUGUGCGAAUCUAAGAGGUUUGCGUAUCGAUGGCCUCUCGCAGGUGGAAGGAAAGUUGGUUCGCUUGCCUUGUAGAGAACUAGGUUUGGACUCCAAACUUUGGAGACCCUCGGUUUGUUAAAGAACACUCCGGUUUUUGGGUGUGUAACGAGUAGACCGCGGAUCUUAUGCAUUUAGGAUGUAAACUAAUGUAAUAAAUUUGUGGUAAACACGACCAAAAGGGAUCUGCACUUAUGGAAAAUGAGACAGCUAUAUUAACCCCUU